Paecilomyces variotii is the source of this 887-nucleotide messenger RNA. RefSeq lists its product as hypothetical. The transcript has 2 exons. Bases 154 to 789 code for a protein of 211 amino acids. Lineage: Eukaryota; Fungi; Ascomycota; Eurotiomycetes; Eurotiales; Thermoascaceae. The record is from RefSeq and is a predicted model, not a curated record.
CUUCUGCAUAUUCUCUCUACGAUCGCAAGACUUUUCCAGGCAUUGACAGCUUCCUUUACACACUUUCUAAUAAGCUCUUAUACUUCUUAUUGUUGCUGGGGGACUUGUCUUUUUCGCGAUCGCUCGUAUACCUCCCAUUCCAUCUCUUUCACGAUGUCCCUUUCUAACCCUCACGCGCCACCCGGACCAAAUUGCUCUGGGGUUGGGUCUUCAGAAAACUUCGAUACCUUAUUUGGGGGAGCAUUGUAUAAUACAGCGUUCGCAGAUAUCAACAUACUUGAUCAGUAUAUGCGCGUCCCGCAGACCUUGUAUGAUCCCAGCAUCAAUACGCUUUCCACAUCGACUCCGUUUGAUCAGAGUGGUUUUUCCGAAUGGGUCAGGGAGAACACAAUGCAGCAUGGCUUAGUUGAGGAGAACAGAUUUCCAGGCCUCCCUUCAAUGAGUUAUGAUAACUCGACCUCGAACAACUAUCACCCCAAUCCUCCUCAAAUACCCACCUCAGCGCCACUCGACGAGAAGGAUGAUAACGCCGCUAUGACUGACGGAAACGUGCCGUCUCGUCGUCAACAUAGGCCUGGGACAGGUACCAAUCCCGGCCGCGUCAAAUGUCGCUGGGAAGGCUGCACAUACGCUGGCGAUUUCACACGCGAUACAACACUCUGGCGACACAUCAAGACCCAACAUCUCUUUCCAAAUGCGUUCGCGUGUCCUGUCAGACAAUGCCGGAGGGCUUUUGGACGCAAAGAUAAAUAUGAUGAGCAUAUGCGCGAUGCUCAUGGAAUGACCUAAUGUUAUGAAGUGUAGCUUCCGAUUCCUUUCAUUGGGGAAGCACAUACAUAUAGAAGCGUGUAUUUAUUAUAGGACGUUCUUUUUUUUUUUUUUUUUUU